Molecule: messenger RNA, 1629 nt
Organism: Rana temporaria (common frog)
Lineage: Eukaryota; Metazoa; Chordata; Amphibia; Anura; Ranidae
Gene: ARFGAP1
Product: ADP ribosylation factor GTPase activating protein 1
Exons: 13
Coding region: 150-1421 (423 amino acids)
Biological process (GO): regulation of ARF protein signal transduction; regulation of endocytosis
Cellular component (GO): Golgi membrane
Molecular function (GO): GTPase activator activity
Source: RefSeq, a predicted model, not a curated record
GAGGGGUUAAUGCCGGCCUCUCCCACAAUCCUCCGCGCGGCUGCAACGUAGCCGGAAGAUGGCGGCGGAGAGACACUGACAUCACCGAUCACCACCGACCGACCGACAGCACCGAGCACAGGAUCACGUGACCCGCCGCCCGCAGAACAAUGGCCAGUCCUCGGACAAGGAAGGUCUUGAAGGAGGUUCGAGUACAGGAUGAGAAUAACACCUGCUUUGAGUGCGGGGCGUUUAACCCUCAAUGGGUCAGCGUGACUUAUGGUAUCUGGAUAUGUCUAGAAUGUUCCGGAAAACAUCGGGGCCUCGGAGUCCAUCUCAGCUUUGUCCGUUCGGUCACCAUGGACAAGUGGAAGGAUGCGGAGCUGGAGAAGAUGAAGGCCGGUGGGAACGCCAAGUUCCGCCAGUUCCUGGAGACGCAGGAGGAAUACGACGCCUGCUUGAGCCUGCAGGAGAAGUACAACAGCCGAGCGGCAGCUCUCUACCGCGACAAGGUUGCCACGUUGGCUGAAGGGCGCGAGUGGUCAGAGGAGACAUCUUCAGCCCAAAACUGGACUCCUCCGCAGCCGAAGAUGAUGGGCGGCCCGUCUCAUCGCUCAAAUGUUGGCAGCGGCAACACCGGAGGGAGAUCUGGAGACAAGGCGUUUGAGGACUGGUUGGAUGAUGACAUCAAUUCCUAUCAGAGUGGCGGUGGUGCAGGGAACCAGGAAAAUCGAUACGUCGGUUUCGGGAAUACCGUUGAUCCUCCGAAGAAAGAAGACGAUUUCUUGAACACCGCCAUGACCUCGCUGUACUCGGGCUGGAGCAGCUUCACCGUCGGGGCCAGCAAGAUUGCAUCUGCUGCCAAGGAAAGUGCAACCAAGCUGGGAACACAAGCCACACAGAAGGCCUCUGAGUUAGGCCAGACCAUUAAUGAAAAUGUUGUCAGACCAGCCCAGGAGAAGGUAAAAGACGGACGAAUCUUAGAAGAUGUUGGCAGUUCAGUAUCCAGUCUAGCGUCAAAGGUGCAGGGUGUUGGGACCAAGAGCUGGAAAGAUGUCACCAGCUUUUUCUCAGGGAAGAGUGAGGACAACCCAGACGGUUCUGUGCCUGGCGAAGGCUACCAGCAAAGCGACAGCGACGGCUACCAAAACGCUACUUCAGGAAAAUCCUUCUGGGAGACAUUCGGCAGCUCCGAGGAAAUCAAGAAGCCAACCAAGUCGCCGAGCGGGGACAGCUGGACAUUCCCGGAGAACGCGGCAGAGAGGAAGAGCUCGGAUAGCUGGGAGGUGUGGGGCUCCGGGACCCCCUCCAACAACAAGAACAGCAAUAGCGACAGCUGGGAGAACUGGGACAGCCACUGGGAGGCUGACGGGAAGGGGAAGAAAGGGGGCAAGAGCCAGGCGCCCUCUACGGAUGACGGCUGGGAAAGCGCUAACUGGUAGAGCGGAGGUGGGAAAACUUGACGGGGUGGAGUUGGGGAAACUUGAGUACCUUUAACAAUCCAGACCAGAUAUAGUAUAAUGAUAUCCCAGGAUGCUUUUGGUGCAGACAUGGCACCUCUUUUACUGCAGCAUUCGUAUUACAGUCAUUGUCUUUUAUACCUGCUAAGCAUCUCUGGGAUUAAAGAACUCUGAUAAAAUGUAUUUAUAA